This is a messenger RNA of Sphenostylis stenocarpa, 1707 nucleotides long. The record is from the annotation of a GenBank genome assembly. NCBI's taxonomy places the organism in Eukaryota, Viridiplantae, Streptophyta, Magnoliopsida, Fabales, Fabaceae.
AUGUCUUCUUUGGAUUUGAUACUGUUUUUUCUGAGCAGGGUCUUUUGUAGUCCCUUCGCCGUAUUCUUUCAGAUCCAGGUUUUUGCGUGGCAAAUCAAUGUGAACUUGUUGCUCUUCAUUCAGUGUCUCUGUGCCAGAGUUUUUGUGCUUGGUCAUGGUUUCUUUUGGCUCUGGGAGAGAAUUAGAACAUGGCAUAAGAACCUGAAUUUUAUGUUUGCUCUGCAGGGUUGUAUAAUUUGCUUAACACUUGCUCUUGGGUGGGCCUGUGCUGCUUAUGUGAGGAACAGAGAGAUCAAACAAAUGAAGGGUUGUAUGAAGAAUGGCAAUAGCUUUUCUUUCCUUUCUCACGACAUUAACGAACUUGAGCACUCCUAUCAGGUCAAUCUUCCAAGAGUAACAGUGAUUAUGCCCCUAAAAGGGUUUGGAGAACAUAAUCUCCAUAACUGGAGGAGUCAGAUAACAUCUUUAUAUGGUGGCCCUAUAGAAUUUCUUUUUGUGGUAGAAAGUACAGAGGAUCCUGCUUACCAUGCUGUAUCACGACUAAUAGCAGAAUUUGAGGAUCAUGUUGAUGCUAAGGUUGUUGUAGCUGGUCUCUCAACAACUUGUAGUCAGAAAAUUCACAAUCAAUUGGUUGGAGUGGAGACAAUGCAUAAAGAUAGCAAGUAUGUAUUGUUUUUGGAUGAUGAUGUUAGAUUACAUCCUGGAUCAGUUGGAGCACUCACUCGUGAGAUGGAAAAGAACCCUGAGAUAUUUAUUCAAACGGGAUACCCUCUUGAUCUGCCAUCGGGAAGUCUGGGGAGUUACUGCAUCUAUGAAUACCAUAUGCCUUGUUCAAUGGGUUUUGCCACUGGUGGAAAAACAUUCUUUUUGUGGGGAGGGUGCAUGAUGAUGCAUGCUGAUGACUUUAGGCUAGAUCGUUAUGGUGUAGUCUCAGGACUUAAAGAUGGUGGAUAUUCUGAUGAUAUGACUCUUGCAGCCAUAUCCGGGGCUCACAAAAGGCUCAUUACAUCUCCUCCUGUUGCUGUCUUUCCUCAUCCCCUUGCUAGUGACCUUAAUUUUGGAAGAUAUUGGAAUUACUUGAGGAAGCAAACAUUCGUUUUGGAGUCCUAUACAACAAAUGUUAACUGGAUAAUGAAUCGUGCAUUGUUUACUACUCACUGUUAUUUAUCAUGGGGAUUUGUAGCACCAUAUUUUAUGGCGAUGAUUCAUGUUGCUGCAGCCUUAAGAUUUUACAAUAAAGAGUUCUCACCUGAAGAAAUGACCUACAAUUCUGGUGGGUUGUUAUUGGUGACCAUCCUAGCCAUAUGCACUCUUGUUGAACUUCUUUCAAUGUGGAACUUGACACGGAUAGAAGUCCAACUGUGCAACAUGUUGUCUCCAGAGGCACCACAACUCUCUCUUGCAUCUUAUAAUUGGAGUCUUGUGUUCAUCGCAAUGCUGGUGGAUAACUUUCUAUAUCCCAUAUCUGCCUUCCGCUCUCAUUUUUCUCAAUCUAUCAAUUGGUCUGGUAUUCGGUACUAUUUGAAAGAUGGAAAAAUUAGCAAGAUUGAAAGAACUCAAAGAAGCAAGGAUAUGAGUCCAGUUUUCACAGAUUUGGGAGGAAAACAUUUAUACGGAAAGAAAGGGAUGCCUACUAGAGGGUCAUUCCUCAGUUCUUUGUCCAGAAGUUUGGCACAAUGGCAUCAACCCAAGAAAUUUGAUAACUAG